Brassica oleracea var. oleracea is the source of this 1513-nucleotide messenger RNA. RefSeq lists its product as uncharacterized. Bases 20 to 1216 code for a protein of 398 amino acids. The record is from RefSeq and is a predicted model, not a curated record. Gene Ontology annotation, biological process: proteolysis. NCBI's taxonomy places the organism in Eukaryota, Viridiplantae, Streptophyta, Magnoliopsida, Brassicales, Brassicaceae. The transcript has 5 exons. Gene Ontology annotation, molecular function: cysteine-type peptidase activity.
GAAAGAAACUGCACCAGAAAUGGAAGAAUCUCAUACUGAUAUGCCCAUCAACAACAGCAUCAUACAAAAGUUGGUUGAGGCUGUUAACAACUUGUCUGGAAGAGUAGAAACCAUGGAUGUUAGUGUAGCUGAAAGGGUUACUAAGACAUUGGAAGCUUCUGUACAAGCUCAGGUGGAAGCUAGAAUGGCUUUAUUUGAGACUGAGAUGAAGAACAAGAUGGCCAUAUUAGAGGAAGACAUAAAUGUUCUUAAAGGGAAGGAUGAAGAAAAAGUUACAUCCAAUGCCGGCAACUCCAAAGCACAUGAAGACGACGACGCUUGUAGCAACACGAUGUCCUGGAUGGUUCAGACAAAAAAAGGUUCAGCUGAUAGUUUACCAAUAAAACGUGUCGUAAAAAAGGAGAAGAAGAUUAACAAGACGAUGCCAGGGAAAAAAGUGAAGAUAGAGAAAACAUUUUCUAUCCCACAGCUAAAUGACCAAUCCAUUUCUACAGAGGAUUGGGAAAAUCAUCUAAAAUGGCAGAAAAGUGUAAAGUGUAGACUGGCGUUGGAAGCUCUAGCUUCAAUUUUGGAGGAGCCUACACGCAAAAGAAAAACCAAGCUGACAAAGACUCAAGUUUUUUCAUACGUAGGGAAUUCAACAAUGAAACGUAUCAUAUCUGGUAAAACGGUCUCCAAGGAAUCUUAUGACCCAUUAGCUAAGGUGGCUCCAGAGAAAUUGAAGAAAGUAUUGGACUUCAUUAAGUCUGAUCUGGAAGAUGCUGAGUCUGGUUAUGGAGAUAGAAGUGCAAGAUUUUAUUUGACCUUGUUGCUACCAAGAGAAGCUUGGCCAACAAAGAAUUAUGGCUGGUUGCAUGACUCUCACAUGGCUGCAGCAAUGCAUAUGUUUCACAGACGCUCCAUCCAAUCCCAGUCUCCAUAUUAUUCUCCUCGAAUUGCAUUCCAUGACCGAUGGUUUGUGAACUCAUGGGUUAACGACUACAAAAAGUAUGAUGAGACAAAUGAGUUGCCAGAACAUUUUAGCAUGGCUUUUAAUGGAGAAUACCCAGCUGAAUUUGUCACGGGUAAGAAGUGGCUUAAAGAUGUUGACUCUCUCUUCCUCUGCCACCAUGUCAACGGCGACCACUGGGUUGCUCUUCAUAUCGAUCUGCAGAAGGAGGUAAUACAUGUGUAUGAUAGCAUUCGAACUUGGGUGCCUGAUAAGAAGAUGCAAUAGGAGUGCAUGCCGUUUACAAAAAUGCUUCCUGCAUUGCUUAACAAGAUGGUCGAUCCUAAGUUGAGAACAAAUCCUGACAAGCAGUUCACCUACCAUAGGUACAAGAAGAUCCCCCAAAAUGAAGACCCAGGAGAUUGCGGCCUGUACACUCUGAAAUACAUUGAAUGUUUAGCUCUGGGUAUAAUUUUGUAGGCUUAAGUGAUCAGAUCAUACCAGCAAUGCGAUUGAAGAUGGCUGCAGAGAUUUAUGAUGAGGUGGCUAUGGAGGAUUAGGAAGUAUAACUUGUAGUCUGUUUUU